Alternaria metachromatica is the source of this 2043-nucleotide messenger RNA. RefSeq lists its product as uncharacterized. Gene Ontology annotation, molecular function: RNA binding. The coding region runs from base 1 to 2043 and encodes 680 amino acids. The record is from RefSeq and is a predicted model, not a curated record. NCBI's taxonomy places the organism in Eukaryota, Fungi, Ascomycota, Dothideomycetes, Pleosporales, Pleosporaceae. The transcript has 5 exons.
AUGGCAGCCAUGGAAGAACUAGGCACGCAAUUGCAGUCAUUACAGGCCCUCAAGCCGCCGGGCGUCACGCCCACCAAGAUCAAGGCUAUCACGCAGCUGUGCGUCGACAACAUUCAGUCUCACUCCGUAAUCGUCCAAAAGAUCGCCCAGCAGCUCCAGAACAGCGUCGCCACACACAAGCUCGGAGUACUAUACGUCGUAGAUGCAGUCGCCCGCCAAUGGGUUGAGAGGGCUAAGCAGGCUGGCCAGGCUGUGUCAAAGAACGCGGCGCAAGGAACCUAUGCUUCGGGUGUGCAGAUGAUGCGAGACGUGCUUCCGGCCAUGAUGCACAAUUUGAUUCAAUCUGCACCAGAGACACAAAAAGAGAAGAUCUCGAAACUCCUAGACAUCUGGGAGCGCGGUCAGACCUUUCCACAUGACAUGCUCGCCGGCUUCAAGCAGCAGCUGAAUGGAGGCCAAAACAAUGCAUCAGCACCUCCAGAGCCACCUAAGAGUAACGGCACAGUACCAGUAUUCAACGGGCACACUAACCAGCAGCCAACACCCCCUGUAGCUCUGCCACAACCUCCACAAGACCCGGGUGCUCUUUUCGCUGCGCUCGCUGGCGUCGGUCAGCAGAAUGGGCAAACUAACCCUCCACCUGCAGCAGCUUCUGCGUUUCCUUUUCAACAGAACAUGGUACCGCCACCACCCCCUGGCUUCGUGCCUCCGCCACCUGCUGGGGCAAUGGGGCAGCCUAACAUGCCUGUUCCCCCCGCUGGUACGAAUGAGAUCGUGACUCAGAUUCUAAAGGCUAUGAGCGCUGGCUCCAUCCAACCCGACCAAGCAAUACAGGCACUGAAUACGUUGGCUAUGGCCCAGAAUGGCGGAAUGCCUAUGCCACCAAUGCAGCUCCCGGCUGUUGCGCAGACACCGCCACAGGUUCAGCCUGCUGCGCAGAACGGUAACCAGGGAGACAGAUAUGACCUGAACGACAGUAGAAUGCGCGACCGUAGCAGAUCGCCCGACUAUCAACGUCGACGAUCGCCCGUGCCUAGAUCUCCACCAAACCCAAAUCGGCGGGAAAGUCCGACAUAUGGUACUUACGACCCCAAUGCAGGUCCCGAGGGCAAUGCACAACGCUUUGAGCGAGGUGAGCGCGGUCGUGGUCGUGGUAAACAGAGGGGUGGUCGUAAUGAUCGUAAUGAGUAUCGCCAGCGGUCACCGCCGCGACGACAGCCGAGCCCGCCUAGGGCAGCGUAUGGCCAGUCGAAGUAUAUCGAGUGGGAUGAAACUUUGCCGCGCGAUCACAUCAGAGUCCUCAGCCGUACAUUAUUUGUAGGUGGUGCUGGCGGAACUGAAGGUGAGAUCCGAAGCAUAUUCGCUCGUUUUGGUAGAGUCCAAACAUGUAUUGUCAACCAGGAUAAGCGACACGCUUUCGUCAAGAUGUUGACCCGUCCGGAUGCCGUUGCCGCCAAGCAAGGUAUGGACACCCUCCAGGAUCCCGCUGCACAGUCCAAAGCGCGCCAGACCCGAUGGGGUGUCGGCUUUGGGCCCCGUGACUGCAGUGAUUACACCACUGGCAUUAGUGUAGUUCCCAUCUCUCGUCUUACAGAUGCUGAUCGCAAGUGGGCUUUGACCGCUGAGCAUGGUGGAACAGGUGGUCGCCCACUAGAGGGAGGUAUGGUGAUCGAGGAGCCGGACAUCGAGAUAGGUGCAGGUGUUUCCUCAAAGGCUAUCAGUCGGCGUGUACCAACUGACGUGCCUCGCGGAGGUCGUGGAGGCUUCGGCAACCGAGGUGACUUCAAUGCACGUGGAGACCAUGGCGGACGUGGUAACUUCAACCAACGGAAUGACUUCAAUGAGCGUGCAGACUUCGGCCGCAACGAGUUCGCUGGUAACGGCGGGCGCGGUGGUUUUGACAACAACGGCCCGGCCAAGUUCCGCAAGCAAGAUCAUCGUCCCGUCAACGACCCACGCCACAUAUCGCCUCGACCUGAACAAGGUGUUGCCGUUCCACCCGCCGUCCCUGGCUUCGGAUUCCAGCUUCCAGGCUUCUCAUGA